This is a messenger RNA of Ascoidea rubescens DSM 1968, 3410 nucleotides long. RefSeq lists its product as uncharacterized. The transcript has a single exon. Bases 58 to 3201 code for a protein of 1047 amino acids. Lineage: Eukaryota; Fungi; Ascomycota; Saccharomycetes; Ascoideales; Ascoideaceae. Gene Ontology annotation, biological process: nuclear DNA replication; protein dephosphorylation. The record is from RefSeq and is a predicted model, not a curated record. Gene Ontology annotation, molecular function: protein tyrosine/serine/threonine phosphatase activity.
GUGGUUGCCAACAUAGAGCUGUUCUUUGUUUCUGCCGCUGUUGCUUCUGGAGUUGCGAUGAUGCAAGGUCCUUCUACUUCAACUGUAGAUGCCACUGAUUCCCAUCUCCCCCAGAUUAGAGCUCAAAACACAACCCAAGACGCCAUUAAAGCAGCUGGUUUUCUUGAUUUACUUGAUGAGAUCAGUACCACUGAACUUGGUUCUGCCUAUUCUGGUCAGAAAAUUGAUAUGAAUAAUCAAACAUUAGCGAAUUUCAAAACAGAUUUAAUUACUAAUGAGGAAUUGGUCAGGAAAGUGGUUGAGUACUUUCAACUGCCCUUACCCAACAUUAACCAAAUGUUUCCAUGGCUUCAUCAUCAUGACACUUCAACUUCUUUUCCUGGCGAGGAAAAUACUGAAAACAACAACAACCACAAGUUCUUAACUUUGAUUCGUUCCACGGAUCCAUUCCAAAAAGACAAUAAAAUUAAUAGUAACAAUAAUCAGACUGAUAACUAUUACAAUGAUGACGAUAAUAUUAAUAAUAAUAGCUCCAUCUAUAAUGGUCCAAAUUGUGCCAAUAAUUAUGGAUUUCUCAAGAAUUCUGUCCUGCCAACAGAUUAUUUAAAACCACUAUCUUACUUGUAUCAAAAGAUCUCAUUAAAUAACAAUAACAAUAACAAUAAUAAUAAUAAUAUAAAAUUUAAACCGGGUUUAUCAACAACAAAUCGAAACACCUUGUAUAACUACAUCGCUCACUUAAUCUUUGAUCUCUUUGAAAAUUUACUAAUAGACUCCUUAAAAUCAAAAUUGAUCAACUUAAUCGUUGAUGACUGUUUGAAAUUAAAUUUACUACCUUUAUUUAAGCAUAAAUCCUUUGCAUUAUCAAUUCAAAACUCCUUUUCAAAUUAUAUUAAUAAAGCCAACAUCAACGUUAUGAAUAAUUCUAACAACAAUACUGAUUACACUCAAGAUUCUAUUAGAGCUAGAAAAUCAAUAAGAAACUUUGACCUACAAAUCUCAAAAAUCUCAAUUAUUUCAAAUGUUAUCAUUUAUUGUUUAAAUAAAAAUUCUCAUUUGAAAAAUUGUAACUGCAAAUCAUUAGCAAGAUUAAUCUACUUGGCUAAUUUAUUUUACAUUUCUCAGUAUAAGAAAAAAAAUCAAAUCAUUAUAGUUAAGGAUAAUUCUUCACUUUUGUUAAAUAAUAUCUCAAUUCUAUCAAAUUUCAAUUCAAAUUAUUAUACUUCCAUUAAUAAUUCCUUUCAACUAUUAACUUCUGAUUUAUAUUCAAAUCUAUCUAUAAAUAACUCUUGUGCCAAAUAUCCUGAUCAACUUCCAAGUUUUUUCAAUAAAUAUCAAAUUGAUGAUAUUCUUAAUCAUGAUUCAAAUUAUAUAUUAAAAGAAAAACUAGAAAGCCUUAAAAUUUCUUCCUCUACUAAAAUCAUCAAAAAUGUUUAUUUCGGCAAUAAACAAGAUUUCGAUUAUUUCAAAUUUCUUAAUGAUUCAAAUGCUUUAAAUGACCACUUGCUUGAUAUUUCUUCCUUUUCUUCUAAUGAUUCUAAUUUUGAUCCUUCCUUUAUCGAUUAUUUAAACCUCUUUCAAGAACCUAUACCAUUAGUCUGUGACCCAAGAAAUUCAAUUUUACAAUACAAUCAUCUCAAUUACUAUAAAAAUCCAAAUUCUUUUAUUAACAGCAUUCCUGUAAAAUGGAAUUUUUUUAUUUAUUGCCAUUCAGAUCCUUAUUUUCCAAAUUUAGUUCAGUUUCCUUCUUUUCAGUUAUUAUCUGCUAUUCAUGCCUUUGUUGUUUAUGAAGAUGAUUCAGGUUUAAAUGAAUCCUUUUUCAAAUUUAAUUUAAGCUCAAUUUUUAUAGAUUUUCCGUCCUAUGUAUCCGGCAUUGGUGACAUGUCUUUAUCCGAUAUCUUAUCAAUAAUUAAUCUUUGCAAAAUAUUAUAUUAUAGAAAUACUUCAAAAUUUCCAGCUUUAAUUUUCUCAAAUGAUGGUUAUUCUGAGGUCUCUUUAUUGCAAAUUUGUUUUUUAAUUUUCUCAACUGGUAAAAAUUUAAAUCAAGUUUUAUUAGAUUUACAAUUAAACCAUGGCAGACCUAUUUUUUUUGCUUCAUCUUAUACUGAGUUUUUUAUUCAUCUAGAAAAAAUUUUAUUGUUCUUUUCUCCUUUAUUUAAAAUUGACUCAAACAGCACUAAAAAAAAUAAUAACGUUAUUCAUAUUGAUAAUGAUGAUGAUGAUGAUAUUUUUAAUGAUUGUGAAGAAAACGAAUUUGAAAACAUUAGUUUAGCUUGCAGAGAAAGAUUAAUCAGUUCUGAUUUACUCACUCUAGAUGAAAUUGAAAUAAAACUAAGCAUGCUAUUGUUAUCUUCAAAUAAUAACAAUAUUAAUUAUUCUAUAUCUUGGUUUCAAAAAACCUGCGAUAAUUCAAAGAUUUUCUCUUUUCCUUCAAGAAUAUUGCCUCAUCUAUAUCUUGGUUCAAUCAGACAUGCAAACAAUCUUCAAUUAUUAAAGCUUUUAAAAAUCAACAAAAUGAUUUCCGUUGGGGAACUUCCUGUUGAUUGGUUAUCAAAUCUUGACUCCAAAAACUAUAAAGUGGAAGUUGUAUCCAACAUUUGUCAAGCUGUUACUUUUAAUUCUAACUUAGGUGAAGAUUUCCCCAUUAAAAAGUUGUUGUUUGUUAACGUUUUAGAUAAUGGUAUCCACACAUUCUCUAAUUCCUUAGAUAGCAUUCUAAAGUUUAUCAACGAUGAUGAUGGAAAACUAAAUAUUGAUACAAGAGUUUUAGUUCACUGUCAUGUUGGAGUAUCUAGAUCAGCAACUAUUUGUAUUGCUGAAGUCAUGAAAAGAUUGAAUUUCUCCUUUGCUUACGCAUACCUUUAUGUUAGAGUAAGGAGAAUCAGCAUAUUACUCUAUCCAAAUCUUAAAUUCUGUUAUGAAUUAUAUAAAUGGAAAGAAAAAAAACUUAUAGAUCAAUACAAAAAUGAGGUUGCAGAUCAGUUAUGCCAAAAAAUUGAUCAAUUGUCAGGAAAUAUGGAUAAAAUUCUUGAGUUGACUUCAACAAGCUCAAUUACCCAAAAUUUCUCUCAGACUAAUUCACAAAAACUUGAUGGUGUCAUUUCUAAACCAUUCUUAAGAGAUAUUGAUUGGCAUUUAUUUUGCCAUCAAGUGGCUGAAAUGAACAAAAGAUAUUUACUUCAAUCUAAAAGAACAGUUUAACUAAAAUUUUUGAUUUUCUUCUUUAUUUGAUUUUUUUUUAUUUUGUUAAAUUUUCUUUCUUUCUGUUUUCUAUUUUUAACUCUUAUUUUUCUCUUCUAUUGACUAUAUUUCCCAUAUUAUAUUUUUGUUCAAAAGACUUCAAAAUAAUCUACUUGAUACUUUUAUCAAUAGACGUUCUUGUUAUAACGUUUUUUUUUUCCUUCUUAUAU